CGCAAACGCCCUAAAACACACAAAGCGGCACACCUCCGACGGGUUUCCUCCGACUGCCCACAGCGUCGCACACCGCCCACCACCGUCUGCCGGAAACAAGCCGCUGCCCACCGCCCACUCUCCUCACCCAAGUCGCAAGCGCCCUAACGCCCCUGUCCGCGCCUCCCUUGACUCACUCGCAUUUAGGCUUUACUGGAAACGCCGCCCCUGUUUGUGAUUUAGGCUUACUGGAUUUACGCCCUCCACUUCGUCGACCGCCGGGGCAAAUGGCUAUUGGAAGGCAAAUAUAUGUUAUGUUAUAGGGAGAUACCCUAGCUUCAGCAAAUUUCCCAAAGAAUCCGUUUGUGUAUGCAACGAAUUAGGAUUUAGACAUGAGACACAGCUGGGGAAAGCUUCCACGCUGCUGCGCAAUCUCCGCCCGUCAAUCUUUCAUUUCUUCCGCAUUCUCAACUUCCUCCGGCGGCAGCGGAUGGGGCCGAGGUCAUGGAGGUGGUGGAUUUGGCUCCGACAACUCUCCCAUCUUUGGAAUUACUCCUAACAAUGAUGCGAAGGAUGAUAAGUCAGCUGCUGCCCCACAGCCACCGAGUGGAAUUGGGCACGGUCGUGGAAGCGGUAAGCCCUUCCCCUCCUCCUCAGAUCCGUUUGUGGCAGAUAAUGCUUCUGCCGACGCCCCUGCUGGCCGCGGCCGAGGUGUUCCCGGACCAAUUUCUGUUCCACCACCAUCCCAACAGCGGAUGCCGCUGCAACAACCGCAACCUAUGUUCUUCGUGGAAGGAGAAAAGUCUUCCGAUUCCCAACCCAAGGCGUCUGCGGAUUCCAGUCUCCCUCCUAGUAUCCUUUCCGUGCUAUCCGGUGCUGGGCGUGGAAAGCCCACAGUAACACCUCCUGUUUCAGAAAAACCUAAGGAAGAAAACCGGCAUCUAAGGGUGAGGAAAACUCCUCAAGCUGAAUCUAGCAAGCCUCCCAGCCCAAGAUUGAGCAGGGAGGAAGCAGUUAAAAAGGCAGUUGGGGUACUGUCUAGGGGUGAUGAUGAUGGUGGGAGCGGAAGAGGGGCAAUGGCUCCACGGGGUGGACGCGGGUUCAGUGCACGAGGGAGAGGGGGAAGAAGAGGAGGAAGGGGAGGAGGGGGAAGAGGAAGAAUGGGAAGGCGAGAAGGUAUACAGCAAGAUAGUGGUGAUGAAUAUGGUGAUGUCUUUGAAGUUGGUGAUGAUGCUGCUGCGGAGAAAUUGGCUCAAAAGGUUGGUCCUGAAAUCGCGGAUCAAUUGGCUCAAGGCAUUGAAGAGAUGGGUCCUAGGGUAUUCCCAUCUCUGAUUGAGGAUGCUUAUCUUGAUGCACUUGAUACCAACCUAAAGAUUGAAUGUGAAGAAGAGUACAUGAUGGGAGAGUUUGACAUGAAUCCUGAUAUUGACGAGAAACCUCCAAUUCCUCUUCGUGAUGCUCUUGAGAAGAUGAAACCAUUCCUUAUGGUGUAUGAAGGAAUUGAAAGCCAAGAAGAGUGGGAGGAAGUCAUGAAAGAAACCAUGGAGGUGAGGCUCCCCAUUAUUAAAGAAAUUGUUGACCACUACAGUGGCCCUGACAGAGUAACAGCAAAGCAGCAGCACGAGGAGUUGAACAGAGUUGCAGCAACUCUUCCACAAAGUGCACCCACUUCUGUGAAGCUGUUUACGGAACGUGCUGUUCAGUCACUGCAGAGCAAUCCAAGUUGGGGAUUCCACAAAAAAUGCCAGUUCAUGGAUAAGCUUGUGUAUGAGGUUUCCAAGCAAUACAAGUGAACACGCGAGAACACUCAUAACCUUACGAGUUUCUAAUUCUUACAAAGAUCAUAAGGUGAACCUCGGUUAGACAUGCCAAGAUGCAUUUUCUGGCAGAGUGGAUGCUGCUUCAUUUUUAUGUUACCUCAAGCAAGCACCAUAAGCAUUUUUAUGUGAUGUUUUACAAAAUAUUUUAUCGCAUUGUUAUUAAUUUUUCAUACAUAGUAAAAUUUUUUUGGAAACAAAACCUCAUUUUGUUUUUCAAUUUGACUAUCAAUUAUUGAUCUUUCUAGGGAGUCUUGAACGAAAAUAAUAACUGCUUUCAAUGUAGUCA
This is a messenger RNA of Ipomoea triloba (trilobed morning glory), 2085 nucleotides long. Its product is annotated as translation initiation factor IF-2-like. NCBI's taxonomy places the organism in Eukaryota, Viridiplantae, Streptophyta, Magnoliopsida, Solanales, Convolvulaceae. The record is from RefSeq and is a predicted model, not a curated record. The transcript has 5 exons. Bases 372 to 1772 code for a protein of 466 amino acids.